Messenger RNA from Terrapene triunguis (Three-toed box turtle), 3085 nucleotides. RefSeq names its product ubiquitin specific peptidase 15 (gene USP15). The transcript is spliced from 22 exons. Bases 48 to 2996 code for a protein of 982 amino acids. The record is from RefSeq and is a predicted model, not a curated record. Gene Ontology annotation, biological process: protein deubiquitination. Gene Ontology annotation, molecular function: cysteine-type deubiquitinase activity. NCBI's taxonomy places the organism in Eukaryota, Metazoa, Chordata, Testudines, Emydidae.
UCUGCCCCUGCUGCCGCCGCCGCCGCCGCUGCCGCCGGGGGGAGAAGAUGGCGGAGGGAGGCGCGGCGGAUCUGGAGACCCAGCGCUCGGACGUCGCGGCGCUGCUCAAAACCGCCCUGCGCAAGGGCGACACCUGGUAUUUAGUGGAUAGUCGCUGGUUCAAACAGUGGAAAAAAUAUGUUGGGUUUGACAGCUGGGACAAAUACCAGAUGGGAGAUCAGAAUGUGUACCCUGGUCCCAUUGAUAAUUCUGGACUUCUCAAAGAUGGUGACUCUCAGUCUCUCAAGGAGCAUCUCAUUGAUGAGCUGGACUACAUCCUUUUGCCAACUGAAGGCUGGAAUAAACUAGUUAGCUGGUACACACUGAUGGAAGGUCAGGAGCCAAUAGCACGCAAGGUGGUUGAACAGGGUAUGUUUGUAAAGCACUGCAAAGUAGAAGUAUAUCUAACAGAAUUAAAGCUGUGUGAAAAUGGAAACAUGAACAAUGUUGUGACACGAAGAUUUAGUAAAGCUGAUACGAUAGAUACAAUUGAAAAAGAGAUAAGAAAAAUCUUCAAUAUUCCAAAUGAAAAAGAGACCAGAUUGUGGAACAAAUACAUGAGUAAUACAUUUGAACCACUGAAUAAACCAGACAGUACCAUACAGGAUGCUGGUUUAUACCAGGGACAGGUACUAGUGAUAGAACAAAAAAAUGAAGAUGGAACAUGGCCACGAGGUCCUUCGACUCCUAAGUCCCCAGGUGCAUCCAAUUUUUCAACUUUACCAAAGAUCUCUCCAUCUCUAUCAAAUAAUUAUAACAACAUCAACAACAGAAAUGUGAAAAAUUCAAACUAUUGCCUCCCAUCAUACACUGCAUAUAAGAACUAUGAUUAUUCAGAGCCAGGAAGACACAAUGAGCAGCCUGGCCUCUGUGGCCUAAGUAACUUGGGAAAUACGUGUUUCAUGAACUCAGCAAUUCAGUGUCUGAGCAACACCCCUCCACUAACAGAAUACUUCCUAAAUGACAAAUAUCAGGACGAGCUAAAUUUUGACAAUCCUUUAGGAAUGCGAGGUGAAAUCGCAAAAGCUUAUGCAGAGCUCAUCAAGCAAAUGUGGUCAGGAAAAUACAGCUACGUCACACCAAGAGCAUUUAAGACACAAGUGGGACGAUUUGCACCUCAGUUUUCUGGAUAUCAGCAACAAGACUGUCAAGAACUUCUAGCUUUUCUCUUAGAUGGUUUACAUGAGGAUUUGAAUCGGAUUAGGAAAAAGCCUUAUAUUCAAUUAAAGGAUGCAGAUGGAAGGCCGGACAAGGUGGUUGCUGAAGAAGCCUGGGAGAACCAUUUAAAAAGAAAUGAUUCCAUCAUUGUAGAUAUAUUUCAUGGUCUUUUUAAAUCCACCCUUGUUUGUCCUGAAUGCGCUAAGAUUUCUGUAACCUUUGAUCCCUUUUGUUACUUGACACUUCCAUUACCCAUGAAAAAAGAUCGCACUUUGGAAGUUUAUUUAGUUAGAAUGGAUCCACUUACUAAACCUAUGCAGUACAAAGUAGUUGUUCCGAAAAUUGGAAAUAUACUGGACCUUUGCACAGCACUGUCAACAUUGUCUGGUGUUGCUGCAGAUAAGAUGAUAGUUACUGAUAUAUACAAUCAUAGGUUCCACAGAAUAUUUGCUAUGGAUGAAAAUUUGAGUAGUAUUAUGGAACGCGAUGACAUCUAUGUAUUUGAAAUCGCUAUCAACAGAACAGAGGAUACAGAGCAAGUCAUAAUUCCUGUUUGUUUAAGGGAAAAGUAUAGACACACCAGUUACAGCCACCAUAGUGGUUCUUCGCUGUUUGGUCAACCUUUUCUUAUAACAGUGCCUAGAAACAAUACUGAAGAUAAACUGUAUAACCUUCUGCUGUUGAGAAUGUGCCGAUAUGUGAAAACAUGUACUGAAAGUGAAGACACUGAAGGAUCCCUACACUGCUGUAAGGACCAUGGUAUCAAUGGUAAUGGCCCAAAUGGAAUACAUGAAGAAGGAUCCCCAAGUGAAAUGGAGACAGAUGAACAAGAUGACGAAUCCAGCCAAGAUCAGGAACUUCCUUCAGAGAAUGAAAACAGCCAAUCAGAAGACUCAGUUGGAGGAGACAAUGAUUCUGAAAAUGGAUUGUGUACUGAGGAAACUUGCAAAGGUCAACUACUCAUGGGACACAAAAAACGAUUGUUUACAUUCCAGUUCAACAAUUUAGGCAGUACUGACAUCAACUAUAUCAAAGAUGACACCAGACAUAUUAGAUUUGAUGAUAGGCAACCUAGGCUUGAUGAAAGAUCUUUUCUUGCUUUGGAUUGGGAUCCUGAAAUGAAAAAAAGAUACUUUGAUGAUAAUGCAGCAGAGGAUUUUGAAAAACAUGAAAGUGUGGAAUAUAAACCUCCAAAAAAGCCCUUUGUGAAAUUAAAAGAUUGCAUUGAACUAUUUACAACAAAGGAGAAACUAGGUGCUGAAGAUCCAUGGUAUUGUCCAAACUGUAAAGAACAUCAGCAAGCAACCAAAAAGUUAGAUUUGUGGUCACUGCCCCCAGUACUGGUAGUACAUCUAAAGCGCUUUUCUUACAGUAGAUAUAUGAGGGACAAGCUGGAUACACUGGUUGAUUUUCCAAUAAAUGACUUGGAUAUGUCAGAGUUCCUUAUUAAUCCAAAUGCAGGGCCUUGCCGCUAUAAUUUGAUUGCUGUGUCCAACCACUAUGGAGGAAUGGGAGGAGGGCAUUAUACUGCUUUUGCAAAAAAUAAAGAUGAUGGAAAAUGGUACUACUUUGAUGACAGUAGUGUAUCAACUGCAUCUGAGGACCAAAUAGUGUCCAAAGCAGCAUAUGUGCUCUUCUACCAGAGACAGGACACUAUCAGUGGAACUGGGUUUUUCCCUCUUGACCGGGAAACUAAACAAGGUGCUUCAGCUGCCACAGGCGUCCCAUUAGAGAGUGAUGAAGACAGCAAUGAGAAUGAGAAUGAUAUAGAAAAUGAAAAUUGUAUGCACACUAACUAAUAGAGGACCUAGAAGCCAUAAAAAGGAAAGACUUUCUCAUUGGAGAUAUCUAUUGAAAGAAUGAAAUUGCCCAGCAAAUUAAAAAUAAA